GUUGAAUAAAUUGAACAGUGUAGGUGUAGGAGGUACUUCCAAAUAUCUUUAUCAAAUCUAAUUGUCAAAGUCAUUUCCCAUAUUAUGACAUUGACAAAUGACAUUGGUUAUCACAUCGUGUCGUGAAGUUUGGUUUCAUAUUUUCAUAUUUUUUAGGUAAAAUUGACUUAAUUUAUACAAUUAAAAUGUCUUUCAACUAUUUACUAGCCGCUACAAAACCCAAUGUAAUACUCAAAGAAUUCAUCCGUAAUGCCAGUAAAAAAACUGGUGGUAGUACUCAGAACAUAAAUUGUAAGGUGAAGCCGAAACACAGAGGAUGGAAAGUUCAGGACGGGCAUCAUGUCCAGGCCGGUCACAUGCUCGUCACACAGAGGACCACCCGUUUCCAUCCUGGAUUGAAUGUUGGUUUCGGACGCAACGGCACAUUAUUCGCCAUAGUUCCUGGUAAAGUUGUAGUGACAUGUGAGAAAUUUGACCCCAACUGGGAACACUCAUGGGUGCAGAGGAAUUACAAAGGAAAAGAACAACAGACUGUCUUCAAGAAGUAUUAUAAUGUUAUACCUGAACCUCAACACCAAAGAUUCAAGCUGGUUGAUGCACUAUGAUAGAUUUAGUUAUUCAAUAUUGUUAUGUAAUUAUGAUUGUUUUAGUAAAUAUGUAGUAUAAUUUAA
Molecule: messenger RNA, 671 nt
Organism: Manduca sexta (tobacco hornworm)
Lineage: Eukaryota; Metazoa; Arthropoda; Insecta; Lepidoptera; Sphingidae
Gene: mRpL27
Product: 50S ribosomal protein L27
Exons: 3
Coding region: 186-605 (139 amino acids)
Biological process (GO): translation
Cellular component (GO): ribosome; mitochondrial large ribosomal subunit
Molecular function (GO): structural constituent of ribosome
Source: RefSeq, a predicted model, not a curated record